This is a messenger RNA of Dentiscutata heterogama, 490 nucleotides long. The record is from the annotation of a GenBank genome assembly. NCBI's taxonomy places the organism in Eukaryota, Fungi, Glomeromycota, Glomeromycetes, Diversisporales, Gigasporaceae.
AUGGGAAAGGCGAAGAAAACAAGAAGGUUUGCCGAGGUCAAACGCUUAUUAAAUCCUAACGAUUCAAGAUUGCCACAAGUAGCCUCUUCUUUAUUCUUUAGACAUAAUGCAGCUUUAGGUCCACCUUAUCAAAUUUUGGUGGACACAAAUUUUAUUAAUUUUUCAAUUCAAAAUAAAUUGGAACUUGUUCAGGCUAUGAUGGAUUGUCUUUAUGCUAAAUGUAUUCCAUGUAUCACAGAUUGUGUAAUGGCUGAAUUGGAGAAAUUAGGACCGAAAUACAGGAUCGCACUUCGGGUCGCGCGUGAUCCAAGGUUUGAAAGACUACCGUGUUCUCACAAGGGAACAUAUGCAGAUGAUUGUUUACAUAAAUGUUAUAUUAUAGCAACAUGUGAUAAGGACUUAAAACGCCGUAUUCGCAAAAUUCCUGGCAUUCCUAUAAUGUAUAUUUCUAAAAGAAAAUAUACAAUUGAAAGAUUACCAGAAAAUUACG